This is a messenger RNA of Eublepharis macularius, 2858 nucleotides long. Its product is annotated as zinc finger protein 397-like. The transcript is spliced from 5 exons. Gene Ontology annotation, molecular function: RNA polymerase II cis-regulatory region sequence-specific DNA binding; DNA-binding transcription factor activity, RNA polymerase II-specific. Gene Ontology annotation, biological process: regulation of transcription by RNA polymerase II. The record is from RefSeq and is a predicted model, not a curated record. Lineage: Eukaryota; Metazoa; Chordata; Lepidosauria; Squamata; Eublepharidae. Bases 158 to 2038 code for a protein of 626 amino acids.
GGGAGGUUUGUUUGGAGGAGAGCGGGAGGACUGAGGCUGGAGCCGGACCGGGGCAUGCCUGGAAAGUCUCUUUUUUACAGAAAAAAUCUUGAGUUUUGAACACUGUAAUUCAUUUCUACAGUUUGUUAUUGGGAAAAGAUCUCAGCGAUUUCCCAACAUGAAAAUGGAAUGGCAAGAUAUCCCGAUAGGGGAGGGACCAGCAGGGAGGGGAAUGGCUGCUCACGACCUCCAGGCUGGGAGUAUCGGAGGAUUCCUUCGAAGGAGGCCAGGAGAUCAUCCAGCAGCAGAGGGUUCCCUUUCCCUGGCGCAGUGGGAAGCUCAGUGGCAGGAGUUCCUCAGGACAGUGGAAAGCCCUCACUCUGGAUGGGGAAACCCCCACUUGCCAGCAAAACCUUCGCCCUGGGAUGAUGCCAAGGCUUUUCUGGCCUCCUUUGAGCAAGUGGCUGAAGCCUGUCAGUGGCCCCAGGAAGAGUGGGUGACCCGACUCCAGCCAGCCCUUAGUGGAGAAGCUGAGCAGGCCUUUAACAGCGUGGAUGUCAGAGACAGAGAGCAUUAUGGGAAGGUGAAGGCAGCCAUCUUGAGAGCGGAUGCACUAAUCUGGGAGAAGCAGCGCCAGGAGUUCAGGCGUUUCUGCUACCAGAAGGCUGAGGGCCCACGGGGGGCUUACAGCCAACUUCGGGAAAUGUGCUGUGGGUGGCUGCGAGUGGAGAAGCACAGCAAGGAGCAGAUCCUGGAGCUCUUGAUCCUGGAGCAGCUGCUGACUGUCCUGCCCCCGGAGAUCCAGAGCUGGGUGAGCGAAGGCGGCCCUGAGAGCUGCUCCCAGGCAGUGGCCCUGGCUGAAGAGUUCCUCUUGCGGCAGGAGACGCAGGUGCCCUUGGAGGAGGCAUCUGGGAGGGUCUCCGAGGCAGGCCAGGAUCCGUCUGAGAUUGAGCAGAGGCAGCUCUCGAUGGGGCUCAAGGAAGAAGAGGAUGGAGAAGCCAGCCUGCUAGCAGGAGAAGUACAGAAGACGGUUGAAGAAUUCCAGGGGUUCUCAUUGAAUAAAAGCAAGAAUGAAGAAUCUAAAGGAAACUUCAGGAUUCGAACUCGGCCACCAAGGCAGGAGGAAAGCCAUGCAGAAAAGAUGAGGGAUAAGCCCAUUCUGUGCCAAGGAGGGGGAGUCCAUGAAAUCCCAGUCCGAGCAGAACGAUCACCCCAAAAGAGAAGGAAAGAAGGGCAUGAAAAUGAAAGUAUGGCGUCUGGAACAACUUUAAUUCAGAGCAUGAAUGUUAUUUCCCAUCUAAACAUUCCCUCAGGAGACAAACCAUAUUGUUGCUUGGAGUGUGGAAAAGGCUUCAGUCGGAGAUCAGCCCUUGCUUCACAUCAGAGGAUUCACUCAGCAGGGGAUGGUCAGGAGAAUGAGGAUGAUAAGGAACGGCUUCCGUCAUCCCCAGAUAAAGCAAAAGAUGAAGAGCUGAAAGGAAACUUCAGGAAUUCAGGCGGACCCAAGAGACAAAAGGGAAGCCACACAGCGGAAAAGAGGGAUAAACACAUUCCUUGCCAAAGAGAAGGUUUCUGUGAAGAAUUUCACAUGUUGGAGGAAAGAUACAAGUGCUUGAAGUGUGGAAUGAACUUCUCAGAUCAAUCUCAGUAUAAUAUUCAUUUGCGAAAGCACAAUGGAAAGAAGACCCAUAAAUGCUUGGAGUGUGGGAAGUGCUUUGGGUACACAUCACACCUCCUCGUUCACCGAAGAAUUCACACAGGGGAGAAACCUUUUGAAUGCUCAGAAUGUGGAAAGAGCUUCAUCUCGAGCAGUGAUCUGCAGCGGCAUCUAAGACGCCACACAGGGGAGAAACCUUUUGAGUGCUCAGAGUGUGGAAAGAGCUUCAUCUCAAGCAGUGAUCUACAGCGGCAUAAAAGAACCCACACAGGGGAGAAACAAUUUGAAUGCUUAGAAUGUGGGAAAAAAUUCAGUCAGAAUUACAAUCUUCAACAGCAUCAAAGAACCCACAUGUGGGAGAAACCGCUUGAAUGUUCAGAGUGUGGAAAGAAGCUUAGUUAGAGUUGCCAUCUUCAACAGCAUCUAAGAACCCACACAAGGGAGAAACUGCUUGAAUGCUCAGAGUGUGGAAAGAGAUUCACUCGCAAAGUCCACCUUCGCUGACAUCAGACAAUCGACAUGAGGAGAAACCACGUAGCUAUUCAGGCAGUGGCAAGAGCUCACCUCAUAUUUUAAACCUUAAAAUCAACCACAGAGUCCAAACAACACUGAAACCAUUUAAACGCUUAGAGAGUGCUUGUAUCUCUACAGAAACCUUGCCAUAACUGCAGUCCAUCAGCCCCACUGCUCAACACUCACUGGUCCACCUUGCCUUCUGAGGCGUCUAGGCCCCAGCAGCUAAGUCUCUGCCUGCCACAUGCCUAUAACCCUCACCGCUGGCGUGGUUGCCAACAAAUAGGCUCCUUCCUACAUUGUUGAUGGGAUUGCCCUCAGAUUUCUCAGUACUGGGCUAUGGUUUUGGAAAUGAUUGAUAGGAUCACCGGAUAUACCAUUCAACCCUGCCCUGAAUUAGUCUUCCUCAACUCCGGAUAAUUAUGAUAUCCCAGCAAUCAAGAAAGAUUUUAUUUCUCUCAUUUUAAACGCUGCCAAAGUGCUCAUGUCAAAAUCCUGGAAAUCAAAAGUUCCGUUCUCUAUUCAUCCUUGGCUCAAUAAAAUGUGGGAAUUUCUCACCACGGAAAAAAAAAUCACAGAAAACCAGGCUGUCCAAUCAAAUUUCUGUGUGAAAUGGUUGCCCCUUUUAGAUUUCAUAGAACACCAAAAUAAAUAUUUAAAUCCGGUUCCAGACAGUCUUUUUUAUAUAUAUAAACUUUAUUUAAGAGAA